This is a messenger RNA of Macadamia integrifolia, 1020 nucleotides long. Its product is annotated as glucan endo-1,3-beta-glucosidase-like. Gene Ontology annotation, molecular function: hydrolase activity, hydrolyzing O-glycosyl compounds. The coding region runs from base 1 to 1020 and encodes 339 amino acids. Gene Ontology annotation, cellular component: plasma membrane. The transcript has 2 exons. The record is from RefSeq and is a predicted model, not a curated record. Gene Ontology annotation, biological process: carbohydrate metabolic process. NCBI's taxonomy places the organism in Eukaryota, Viridiplantae, Streptophyta, Magnoliopsida, Proteales, Proteaceae.
AUGAGACCAACAUGGGCUGCAUGGACCAUAGCAAUUGCAGUGGCUAUUGCUUAUCAAAUGGGUGGCAUAGGUGCCACACGGAUUGGAGUUUGCUAUGGUAGACUUGGAGAUAAUCUACCACCUCCUCCAGAAGUAAUAAGCCUCUACAAGAAAUCUAACAUUGAACUAAUCAGGCUCUUCGAUCCGGACCCUCAAGUACUAAAUGCUCUAAGGGGUUCCAACCUCUCACUUGCACUUGGUACAAGAAAUGAAGAUUUACAAAUCUUGGCGGGGAGCCCUGAAGCCGCGACAGCGUGGAUUAACACCAACGUUGUUCCAUACAAAAAUGAUGUCCUUAUAACAUGGAUCUCGGCCGGAAACGAAGUGAUUCCAGGUCCACUUGGACAACAUGUUCCAAAUGCCAUGAACAAUCUCUACAAUGCUUUAGUCUCAGUUGGCUUGAGCACUGUUAAGGUCACCACAGUUGUUCCAGGUACUGCCUUGGGUGUUUCCUAUCCCCCAUCUCAAGGUGCCUUCUCUGCUGAAGUGGCUCCUAUUAUGGGAUAUGUCUUGGCAUUUUUAGCCAAGACCAAUGCACCACUCAUGAUCAAUGUGUACCCUUAUUUUGCCUAUGCCUCUGAUCCAACCAACAUUCAAUUGGAUUAUGCUCAAUUUGCUGACCAUCCUGUGGUGACAGAUGGAAAUUUGAGCUAUUCUAGCUUGUUUGAUGCCAUGGUGGACUCAUUUUACUCAGCUAUGGAAAAGACUGGUGGAUCUAAUGUUUCUGUUGUUGUAUCAGAGAGUGGUUGGCCUAGUGCUGGUAAUGAACCUCAUUCAAGUAUAGCUAAUGCACAGAAGUACAACUCUAGGCUUAAGGAAAGAGUAUUAUCAACUACUAAGCCAGGGACUCCCAAGAGGCCAAAUGCAACCUUGCAAACAUUCUUCUUUGCCAUGUUUAAUGAAAACCUAAAACCUGCUGGAACAGAGCAACACUUUGGUUUCUUCUAUCCUAAUAAAGAGCCUGUAUAUCCCUUUUGGUAG